This is a messenger RNA of Mucor velutinosus, 1452 nucleotides long. RefSeq lists its product as uncharacterized. Lineage: Eukaryota; Fungi; Mucoromycota; Mucoromycetes; Mucorales; Mucoraceae. The transcript has a single exon. The record is from RefSeq and is a predicted model, not a curated record. Bases 1 to 1452 code for a protein of 483 amino acids.
AUGGCUACUACUGCAUUAUCUCCAUCUAUCGAUUUAUCACCAUUGAAUACCAAUACCAAUGAUCUCACAAGCAUCCAGAAUUCCCUGAUUGAAUCGUUUGGCCAGAUUUGUUCGGUCGAACAAAUGGAGUUGUGUCAGAAAUUAGGCAUGUUAUCAAAAUCUGAGCAGCAACAAACAUACAAGAUGGCCAAAGCACUGAUUGAACAUCGGCAAAUACCCGUGAGCAUGGAAGACUGGAACAAUUUGACUGAAUGGGUCCUCAUGCUGAGAGACAGAUAUGCCAUGCACUUGGAAUCUCAGUGCAUCAGACAGCACACCAGCGACUUGGAGCGCAUCGGAUAUUUAGAUCAAGUUCAACGAUUAUCUAACCUACUAGAAGAAUACGGCCAGGCACAUGAUGAUCUCACUGACCUGCUACAAGCUCUCAAAAAGUUAAGAAAUGACUGGAAGCAUCGCAAACGGGAUGUUGAAAAUAUUGUCCUCUCUAUCUUGUCCUCAUCGUCAAAUCCACAUCCAGACUACCGUGUUGUCAAAAUCACAAGAUUGCAUUUAGCUACAUUGGGGUUAGGGUUCAGCUCGAUUGGCAAAUACUACAUAGUGUACGAAUCAAGUAUGUCGGAUGAAUCCAAAAAAGACAUAUUGAACAAUGUGGCAAAGGAUUUUGGCUUGGUGUUUCAAGAAAAUGCCGCUCAAAACUUGGCAAGAAUGGCUGGUAGCUAUCAUCGCAUAUUUCAGCAAGAAGAAGACAUUGAUGUAUUGGACGAAAUUCAGAAACUGACGCAACAAGUAUACAUUUCCAGACCGAAAUCGGUGAUUUUACCGUAUCCCACAAGCUUGCCUACCUCAAACCAUGCUGUUAAUGCUGCAGGUACCACCACAACAAACACAACAGCGACAAACAGCUCAAACAAAAGAACUUCAACAUUUUUGGAGAGACGAAAAUCAGUCAUUAUCUUACCAGACGACGAUAACAAUGAUGAAAACAAUAACAGCACUAAUGAACAACAGGAUAGUGGUAUUAAAUCACCCAUGGUAUUUAAUAUGGCAAAACCUGUAUUUGAACCCGCUGGUUGGGAUUGGCCACAUGUGCUGAAAUACAAGAGACCACGUACAAGAAGCGGUAAUCACAGUGGCUCUUACUAUUGGUGUCGCCAGAUCUUGGCUCCCAACACAACAAGCGAAAAGGAAUCCAUCUCUUGUACGCAAGGUGUAUGGUCUACUUCCAUUUCUCGGUUAUCAGAUCACUUCGCCAAAGUGGGACAAGACUACUAUUCAAACAUGCUGAAUAAUGCCAGGUUAAUGCAUUCCCAUAGAGCUCAAAUGUUUGAAUUUGCUACUCAUUCCUUGAUGAAAACCUAUCGUGCGCUGCAAUUAGAGCAAGGCUGCGCCAAUCUAAGUAGAACGCUGGUCUUCCUCUAUAGACUUCAACAAGAAACUGCCCAAAGAAUUUAA